AUGGGAGACCGCGUGGAAUGUAUAGGCGUCUACGUCGACGACCGCGUCCGAUCGGAAAGAUGGGUGCGCCGAAAUUCAAUCGAUACAACGACAUCGACUCUGUCGUCUGUCAGUUCUUUACUAUCCCCCGACGAGCCAGACGCUUUGCGGGCGGAUGUGGAGCAACUGUUGGAAGUGUGUAAAAAAGUUUACCUCUGUCACACUGGAGCAUCCUUUGCGACCAAGCUGGCCGAGCUCAGCGACCACUCCGGCAGUGACUGCACCCCGAUCUUUGCUUUCUGUGGCAUUGACUUCAACAUCGACGAAUCCAAUCUGGCCCGACGGAAAGCCGGUCGCAUUUCAUGGGGAGAUACGGCUCCCCCGUCUCCCGGGUCGGUUCAGCGUACUUUUACAUUCUCCACACAUUCGGACGAAGCGCCAGGCCUGUCGCUCCUUUCGGGUGUGUCCACUGAUAUUCAAGUGCAAGACGGCCCCAGCCUCGUCGUUCCGAUCGCCCUUUUGCGCGCCUCUGGUUCGGAUGCGCUCAGUGACGCCGCGUUGGGCCCUACCAGCGAACCGCAAAGUCGGAGUCCAGUCACUUUGGAGCACAAGCAGAUUGCUCGAUGCCUCGAUGCGGGCGCAAUGGAUGUCUUGCUUACUCCACUCGAUCGCGCCCGCAUCCAGGGUCUGGUGGUCCAUGCGUACCGGACGCGCCGAAAUGCUCAGAAGGAGAUGUCUCGCUUUCUCGCACGGAAGAAGCUGCGCAAGCUGUCGUGGGUGGGGAUGCACGAAGAAGAGCCAUAUUCGUAUUUGAGAGAGGUCAUGGUGUCGAAGCUGAUGAACGGCAUUUGCAACCCCGAGGAAAUCAUUGACGAGUUCCAAGAACGGGAUCUCAAUGUGACCGCGGAUCGCAAAGCACUGAUUAAGGAGCAGGUUGGAACCUGGAAUUUCUCCGCCCACGAUUUCUCGGAAGAUGAGCUGGUUUUUGGUGCCUGCCAGAUGAUCACUCAUGCGUUCAGCCUACCCGGACUGGAACAUUGGCGGCUGACUCCCGGUGAACUGCAAACAUUCCUUCUCGCCUGUCGGGCGGCCUACAACUCCUUCGUCCUCUAUCACAACUUCCGCCAUGCCAUCGACGUCUUGCAAUCUGUGUUUUGUUUCUUGCUUCGUAUCGGCGCUUUACCCCCGUACGACCCGAUUGGUCAGACCCCUGUUACGAAAUCCUCCAUCGCCUCUCUGAUCUCACCCUUUGACGCCCUCACUCUUCUGAUCUCGGCGAUCGGCCACGACGUCGGUCAUCCUGGUGUCAACAACUUCUUCCUUGUGAAGCUCAACGCUCCCUUGGCACAGCUGUACAAUGACAACUCUGUCCUCGAAGCCUUCCACUGUGCUGCUUUCUCUCAGAUCCUUCGCCGUCACUGGCCCGCCGCGUUCAAGGACAAGCAACUCCGAAAGCUCCUCAUCAGCUCGAUUCUGGCGACCGACAUGGGUGUGCAUCAGAAGUUCAUGGAACGGAUGGGGUCGCUGCAGGAGAAGUUCUACGCAAACAAUAAAUCGGUCGAUGGCUGGAAACCCCAGGAUAUCGAGAUGUACAAGACCCUGUUGUGCGGUCUGCUGAUCAAGGGCGCUGACAUCAGUAACGUGGCACGGCCGUGGCCAGUGGCAGAGAAAUGGACUCAGAUCCUGCAGGAGGAAUUUGCCAAUCAAGGCGAGAUGGAGAAGGAAGUGGGCAUGGAGACUGCGCUCUUUGGUGGACCUCCCGAGCUGGGCAACAUUUAUAAGCUGGCCACCAGUCAGAUUGGGUUCAUGUCCAUCUUUGCCCUUCCCCUCUUCGAGGGUAUUUCCGACCUUCUGCCACAGUUGCAAUUCACGGGCGACCAUAUUUGUCGUAACCAGGCACAGUGGCAGCAAUAUGCAAACCGCGAACUGCGCAAACAAGGCUUGCCCAUUCAAGAACGGGCGGAGAUUGCGGUUUCGCCUCGCUCCCGUAGCCCCGCCGUUCCGGUCGUCGAGUCCAGCGAGAGCACGCCCAGAGCUACUCCUGCGGAGGACUCAGUUCCUCCUGAUGAUUCUGAUUCGCCUGCAUCAUCGGACCGCACGGAAUCACAGUCUCGUGGCUACAAUGAGAACAACAUCGAGCCAGUGGUGUCACCGGACACUCCAGGCCCACAAAUUGAGAUCACCGGAACUCCCAUGGCGCCGGAUAUCACAUCGUCUCGCAAGUCCUCCAGCGCUAUGCCCGACCUCUCCUAUUUCUCCAUCCCGGCGGCACCGCAAUCAGCACGAGAAUCGAAUGCAACGCAAUAUCAAAAUCCUAUCACCGACACAACACGUCCUUCUGGGGACCCGGCCGUCUUAGCUGCUGCUUUGUACGCAAACUCGGCUACAAACGGGACCGCAUCAACAAACACCGAAGGACGCGAUUAUGCAAACGACCCAUCAUCGAACGACCGGCCGAGUAGCUCUCGCCAGGGGCAGCAGCCGGGAUCGACGCGUCACCAUGCACACCAUAGCUCGUCCGUCCGUACAUCUGGCCCGUCAAGUUCCAACCGUAACAGCUGCACUCGUACCCAGAGUGUCAGCACUUACAGCAACAACAUGACACCGAUUUCGCCUGCGACUAACGCGACGAGUUUCCUGCAGGUGGACAGCGGGGAUGAGAAGCGUGUCUCGGAUGAGAGCGCCCCUCAGAGUGACCUCGGAGCUCCUGAUGACAGCAGUACGCGCCCCAGCACGUCGUAUGCUUCCCAUGCGGGAGAUCAGGAAAGCACCUACAGCCGAAGCCCCAGCUUCUCUAAAGACAUCAGUCAUCCGCGGUCCGAGAAUGGAAACCACCUCCUUGAUUUCUCUCAUCCCGCACUGAACGGUUCACGCAGUCCGACCCAGCAGUCCAACACUACCGGUGAGAGCAUCAAAAAUGAAUCUCCGCAGGGAUCCCCUGAGGAUUCUCACAACGGUCUCUUACGGCGUCUUCCUAAGCGACGUAGUCGGCUGCGGCUUGCGUUUUGGAAACGUCGCAAUCACCACCAGCAGGAGGUUCAUGGUGAAUCUUGA
Messenger RNA from Penicillium subrubescens, 3033 nucleotides. RefSeq names its product 3',5'-cyclic-nucleotide phosphodiesterase PDE2 (gene pdeB). Gene Ontology annotation, molecular function: 3',5'-cyclic-nucleotide phosphodiesterase activity. The record is from RefSeq and is a predicted model, not a curated record. Gene Ontology annotation, biological process: signal transduction. Lineage: Eukaryota; Fungi; Ascomycota; Eurotiomycetes; Eurotiales; Aspergillaceae. Bases 1 to 3033 code for a protein of 1010 amino acids. The transcript has 2 exons.